AUGAAAGGCUUUGGCUUUGAUUUUCUGAUGCCAAUAUCUUGGGCUCCGCUCUUGGCUGAUUGCUUCUGUUUUGUUGACGACACUGAUGUCUGCCAAGCUGCACCAUCUCCGGACCAGUCCGGUGAAUCUAUUGUCCCAGAGGUGGCCAAAGCACUGAAAUGGUGGUCCAACGGCGUCCGCCUAACUGGUGGCGCCAUCCGACCAGACAAAUCCUUUUGGUAUCUGAUUGACUUCAAGCGGAAUGCGCAACAAGGUGUAUGGAAAUUCCGGAAGAAACGAGAUUUUAAACCAUCUCUUCUUCCAACAGGCAGUUCGGAAAUUGCGGUUGAAUUAGAUGAUCUGGAUGGCACCUCUGUGCAUCUAAAGUGGCUCGAAGCGGACAAAUCGGCCAAGACUUUGGGUAUUCUGAUGUCCCCCUGCCCCAACAGGAAAGCUCAACUCGCGGUUAUGCAGGGGAAAGCAAAGGCAUGGGUGGACUAG
Cylindrotheca closterium is the source of this 480-nucleotide messenger RNA. The record is from the annotation of a GenBank genome assembly. NCBI's taxonomy places the organism in Eukaryota, Bacillariophyta, Bacillariophyceae, Bacillariales, Bacillariaceae.